This is a messenger RNA of Brenthis ino (lesser marbled fritillary), 1854 nucleotides long. NCBI's taxonomy places the organism in Eukaryota, Metazoa, Arthropoda, Insecta, Lepidoptera, Nymphalidae. The record is from the annotation of a GenBank genome assembly.
AUGUCUGCCCCCUCCGAUAGCGCUACGAGCCCUUCACCAUGUGCGUGCACCAACAUAUCGCUUAUGCAAUUGUUCCAUGAGCUCAAACAAAAAUUUCCUGGCGUUCCUGAUCAUGUUGUGUCUAAUACCAUUGAGCUAUAUUGCCACGACAAGAAAGCUUGUGAGACACACCUUCAUAGCGAAGUCAAAGCCUCCCUAACACAUGCAUAUCAUGCAUCAUCAUCAGCUGCAGCUCGCCAGCUUAAUGAGCUUAGAGUUAAUCCACCUAUAAAGUGCCGUAAUCAACCUAUAGUUAAGCAUGAAAUUGUAAAAUCUAUAGAAGUUAAAUCUUUAACUUGCCAAAGCCCUCAAAAAGCUGUAAUUUCUACACAUAAUGUAAUAGAUGAAGAAAAGCCUAAAGUAAAUACAGAUGCUAAUCAAAAUCUAGUUGAAAGUGAAGCUGACGAAACAACUAACAAUGUUGCACUAUCUCCAAUUGCUGUUAUAAAUAUUGAUAACUUGUGUGCAAAAUACAAUGCAGAAUCACCUAGUGAUUUGGAAUUAACAAAUGAAAAUAAAACUGAAGAUCAAAACACAUCACAAGAUAUUAUUACAUCUCAAGACAAUUCACUAGAAAGAAAUAAUUUAAAAGAUUUAGAACAACCAGAGAGCACAAAUUAUAAAAUUUUAAAAAGUAAUAAAAUAAAAUCCAAUUUGCAUGAAAAACUAGAUACUUUAAAGGAUGUUAAAGAAAAGAAAACAAUAAAAAAAGAUCAACCACCACCAGCUCAAGAAAAGCCACAGAGACCAAAUACCCUAAAUUUCAUUAAAGCAAAUCCAGACAUUGCAUUUAAAGAGAAUUUAAAACCUGCUCCAGAAUCAGAGUCCUGUAGAACAGUGUCCCCUGCCCCGUCCACUCAAAAGCCUGAAAAUAAAGAUCAGAAACCUAGUGCAUACAGACCUGAUAGACCUUUCCCUCUUAACUGGUCUGUUAAUGUUAAUUGUCAUAUGGACCUUAGUCAUGCUUACACUGAUGGUGAUUAUGAAAAUCCCAGAGCUAUAACUUCGGUUAACUUGACAGUUUGUACUCCAACUUCAAACAUGGCAAGUCCAGUUAGGGAUGUAAGGGAGGAAGAAAACUCUGGAUUUGAAGGGCAUGUAACUGUGACUGUGAGUCCAAGUACAGCAAGACCUCCGAGACGCAGAGCUCCACCCCCGCCUCAAACUCGCAUAGAGUCUCCCAGGCCCACCAGGGUUGCUCCAGAUCCACCUACCUACACAUAUGAUCGUGCCCUAAUAGAGCGUCAAAAGGAGCGUUUGUCCCGUUUGGCAACAGCUCUCGCCCAAGAGAAGGGACGGUUAGCGCAACUGAACAGAGAGACGCAGAUACUCUCCGCGCCGCCACCGACGCCCAGUGUUGCGCAGAAUCUGAAGGAAUACGUGGAGAGAUUGAGGGAUGAGUGUGACACGAUGGCUAAGCGACUCGAGAUGGGAGGUAAUGCUCGUGUAAUGCACGUUCCAGAGGCAGACGACUCUGGAAACUUCUACAGCAACAUAUACACGGGGCAGCGUCAGCCGACCUCCUGGCAGUGCCACAUGUGCACCUUCCGAAACCACCCUCUGCUAGAUAAGUGCGAGGAGUGCGACAUGCCCCGAAUAUUCGUAGUUCGAGCAGCAGAUGGAAUCACAGUUCAUUUAAUGCCAGGGCGCCGGAAUAGCAUAUACGGCUGCAAAUCCAAAGGUCCUGGGUUCGAGGCCCCGGGGCCGAAUUUAGGGUUCAUUAAUGGGUUUUUCACAGUAAUAUGCCGAAAUUGUAAAGUUAGCAGUGCUACACCUCCGAAAGCAGUCAGUCCUGCGCCUGAUGUUUCAAAAGAA